Molecule: messenger RNA, 1725 nt
Organism: Anoplopoma fimbria (sablefish)
Lineage: Eukaryota; Metazoa; Chordata; Actinopteri; Perciformes; Anoplopomatidae
Gene: vipas39
Product: VPS33B interacting protein, apical-basolateral polarity regulator, spe-39 homolog
Exons: 19
Coding region: 70-1545 (491 amino acids)
Biological process (GO): vacuolar transport; intracellular protein transport
Cellular component (GO): cytoplasm
Source: RefSeq, a predicted model, not a curated record
UACAUCUCCCAGCAGCCCCCGCGUGUCCGGAAGCCGUAAAGCCUCCGCAGAAGAAGAAGAGAACUGAAGAUGAUGAAGAGUAAAGCAGACGAGGAGGACUACUGGAACAGCUCCAAGUUUAAAGCGUUCACCUUCGAUGACGAAGAUGACGAGUUCAGUAGGUUAAAGGAGUCGAAGCGGGCGGUGAACAGCAUCCGCUGCCUGGUGGAGGAAGACGAUGAUGAAGAAGAGGUGGAGAAGGUCAACUGGAGCGGAGAGCCUGUCGGCAGUAUUUCCUGGUCGGUCAGUGAGACGGCAGCGUCCAAUCAGAGAACAGACAGAGAGCCCGCCUUCCCCAAAAUCAACGCCGACACACUGACGAUCAGCAAGACUCACUCAGGUUACUCUCUGAGCUCCCUGUUCAAAGGAAAAACUAAAGGAGGAAACUUUCAGUCGUUCACUGACUCGCUCAGUGACCCAUCUGUCAGACUCUACGCUCCUGAACUCCGAAAACCCAAAUCUGAAUACAAGGAUUAUGUCAGUGAUUGGUCGCCUGAAGAAACGGUCCAGAGGAUGCAGCAGGGAAAGGUUGUGUCACUGGAGAAGUUUCGUUCACUUCAGGAUAAACUGUUGCUGCUGGAUUACGCCGUCAGUGCACACGAUGGAAACGUCAUCACUGCUGUUCUAAUUUACUUAAAGAGGACUCUGAGUAAAGAGGUUUUGUUUCGGGAGCUGGAGUCCAGACAGACGGCUCUGAGGCAUUUGAUCCACUAUCUGACAGAAACCAGAGACCAGAGGCUGUUGCUGGAGCUACUCAGAGCUCUGGGCAGGACGGAGGACGUGGCGCUGAUGCAGUAUAAAGAACACCUGAGCAUCGCUGAUGAAAACAAGAGGCGGGACUUUCUGAAGAGCUGCCUCAGUCUUCCAUUUUCUCCAGAAGAUUCUACUCAUGUUCAGGAUCACUACACUCUGCUGGAGAGACAAGUUAUCAUCGAGGCAACCGACCGACAGGCAGAACGUGGUGGGAAGAUGGAAAUCUUCCAGAGGUUUCCCAGAAGAGCUUCGAUCCUCAACAUGCCGCUGAUCACAACACUCUACUACUGCUGCUUCUACCACUACACCGAGUCAGAGGGAACCUUCAGCAGUCCUCUGAACAUCCGUCAGACCUUCAAGAUUUCGGAGAAGCAGUAUUUUGUGACGGCGUUGGCGGCGCGGGCGAAGCUGAAGGCGUGGUUGGACGUGGAUGCUCUGUUCACCAGCAGGAACUGGCUCGGCUUCACCAGGAAGAAAUCACCGCUCAGCUUCCAACGGGUCGUCGACAUCCUGCAAAAAAACUCCGCCCCCACACAGGUGUUGCAGGACUACGUGGCGCUGGUUGAUGAUGCAGAGCUCAGGAUCACGUUGGCUCAGAAACAUAAAUGUCAUGACAUCGUCAUCAACACGUACCGGGACCUGAAGGACCGGCAGCAGUUGCUAGGAUACCGGGGGAAGGUGCAGAGAGGAUCUGUGGAGGAGAGGAAGAUCGACGAACUGCUCAACAACACGCAAAUCCGGUGGAAGAACUGAAGACUUUUACUUUGAAGCAAAAAGUUUCCUGUGAAAAGAAGAGCUGUCGCCAUGACAACAGGAGGAGCAGUCAAUCACGUCAGUGUCGGUCCUUUGACUCCGCCCACAGAACACAGGGGGGAGGGGCUUAUAUUUCUGCUGAGUCAUCACUUCAACAUUCCUCCUUUAAAAUAAAAACAU